AUGAGUAACCUCUAUUCAGCUGAUGAUUUCGACGCCAAUGGCAAUUUUAUCUCGACCGGGAAGCUUUCGGAUUUGCUUGCCACGGAUGAAGGUCAUAUUCCCUCGAUCGACGAGAUCAACUGGGAUGAUCCAUCCUUAUACACUAUGCCGCUCACUAGCAAUGAAAUUGCAGCUCUCACUUACGACAUAGCGGCUACAAACCGCCAACUUCCAGAGCUCCCUCCUCCCCCACAUGUUGCUGGCACAAGCUCCCCCCCUGCUCACACACCAUCACCGAACCCCUCUGAAAUCUGUGAUGAAGGCAUGCUAAGUCCCACCCACUCAGAGAAGGCGUCUCGAAAGAUCAAAAUGGAUCAGACGAUGGAGAAAAAGAAACGCUUACAUGAUGCUGUCGCUGAAUACCUGGAGGAACAGCAAACAAAGAUUGAGUCACAUUAUCGCAAUUCACGCAAGACGCAGUUGAAAAAUGCGCUUGUGCACGCUAAGUCAAAGGAGAUGAAUGCAGGCCUACCUGUAGGGUCUCGUUAUUCGUUGCCAGAGCUCCGCGAAAUGGUCGCAAGUGACCCUAAGACGAAACACUUGACGAGCGAAGAAAAGGUCACUUACAUUUCGGCACUCGACGAGCAUCGCGCAAAGAAAGUGGUUGGUGUUCGGCUGAACAAUUUGGCAGCUGCGUGUGACGUUGUAGCUACAACGGAUAGGAUUGUCAAGGAGCUGGAUAGCCUGCAAGUUCGGAGUGGCAUCUAUGCGACACUAUUUGUCGUUCGUGGCCACAUUAACGAUACGGUUCAAAGUGCAAUGCAUGGAACAGACAACUCGGAAGACUUCUGGGAGGACGUGUAUGAGCAUCCUAUGGCUGAUUUCCUCAGGCAAUAUGAGCAAUGGGCAUGCACCCAGAAUCAAAAUAUCAACGAACGGGACUCUUUGGAAACAGUACGGAAGCAGGUACGUAAGAUGAUUGUCCGUGGUCUUGUCGCAGUGACCGGAAAAAAGGAUAUCGUCAUGAACUAUAACAACUACGAUACAGCCAUCGUUGAGACAUAUGGGGUGCGCCUAGUGGGGUGGCCCCAUGGUGUUAAUUUCAUUAGCCCUUCCAACAUCAGGACCGUUGGCGACAUUCGCAAACUUCGAGAUGCACUCAAGGCUCGGACGUGUUACUGGACCGUUCUCUCACCAGCAGAAAUUAAAGCUCACACUGCCGAACUCGAAACACGCCGUUCGGCUGGAGAAGUCAUUCGCAAGCCGCGAAAAAAGUGUUCAGAUGCUGGAGUACCUCGGAAGCGCAAAGGUAAACAAAAUAAGAAUGAAAGGUCGUCGAAGAGAGCAAAAAUGAAUCCAGCCCAGCUUCUGCAAGGUCCAAAAAGCGCUGAAUUUGUAGAGUCGUCUGAUGAAGAGGAUGGUGAUGAGUAG
Messenger RNA from Suillus subalutaceus, 1410 nucleotides. RefSeq lists its product as uncharacterized. Bases 1 to 1410 code for a protein of 469 amino acids. The record is from RefSeq and is a predicted model, not a curated record. NCBI's taxonomy places the organism in Eukaryota, Fungi, Basidiomycota, Agaricomycetes, Boletales, Suillaceae. The transcript has 7 exons.